AUGUGAGUGGGUUUCUCCUGUCAGUGUCCAGGGGGAGGUGGUGCUGUCUUGUCUGGCAGAUGCUGUGCAGCUCUAACGUUACUUCCUGCGUGCUGGCAGAGGCAGAGGUGAGCUGCUGCUGCUGCUGCUGCUCCUGCUGCUCCUCACUCGGCUCCCUGCUCCGCUCUGCUCCGCUCUGGGGGGAAAAAAAAAGCGGCGGCCGACGGAUUAUCCAGCUCGGCAACGUUAGCUCUGCCGGCUAACGGACAGAAGACAGCCGACCGAGGAGAAGAAGAGAGAGCCAUGAAAAGCCGCACAGGAGCCGGUGAAAGUUAGUCACUGCUUACUUUGGGGGGACUUUAAUGUACGGAAAUAUACAAAAAAGGAGGUUCGCGGAUCAUGCCGUCGCCCCCAACGGGAACUUUUUUCUAGGAUUUCCACUUGGGAAAGGCUAGCUCGGGGGCUAGCGAGGCUACAAACUAUUUUUUAAUUGGCUUUGGGCUCAAAUGGCUCUCGCUUGUUUUUCCCUGUCAUAGCGACAGCUUGGAAAAUCAAACCGGGGGGGGGGAGAGGCCCUGUGAACUUCAUGACAAACCAAAGCCCGGCUUUGAAGCGUAACUUCGGAAGGACAGACUGGGAAGAGGAGCGACCAUGAAGAAGCAGUUCAAUCGCAUGAAACAGCUCGCCAAUCAAACAGUUGGCAGAGCGGAGAAAACAGAAGUCCUCAGCGAUGACCUCCUACAGAUUGAGCGGCGCAUGGAGCUGGUGCGUGUGGUGUCCCACAACACACACAAGAGGAUGGUGUCAUGUCUACAGGGACACAUCGGUGCAGAUGCAGAGAAGAGACAUUCCGUACCACGCCUCUAUACAGGAAACGGUCAGAAAAAACUUCCCCUGACUUCCCUAUCCCAGGCGAUGGUGGAAGGCGGAAACCAGUUGGGAGAAGACUCCUUGAUAGGGAAGAUGAUGGAAGUGUGCGGCGACGCUGAGAACCGUCUGGCAUCAGAACUGAUGCUACAUGAGCUGCAGAUAGAGAAGGACGUUCUGGAUCCCCUCAGCCAGCUAGCAGAGGUGGACAUUCCUAACAUCCUGAAGCAGAGGAAACAGCUGGCCAAAUUGGUGCUGGACUAUGAUUCUGCCAGAGCAAGAUGGUUGCAGGCAACCAAGUCAAUAAUCUCAGGAACAAACACUCAAGCACUGACGGCCAAGGCUGACCUACUCAAGGAGGAGAUGGAUGAGUCCAUGAACAAAGUGGAGCUUUGCAAGGAUCAACUCGCUGCAGAUAUGUACAGUUUUUUCUCAAAAGAAGGGGACUAUGCCUGCUACUUCGUAACACUCUUAGAAGCUCAAGCUGAUUACCACAGAAAGUCUCUCACUGUUCUGGAGAAUGUCUUGCCAACCAUCCAGGCACAGCAAGACUCGUGGACAGAGAAGCCUGCAUUUGGCACCGGGCUGGACGAACACCUGAAGAGGAGCGGGAGGGAGAUCGCCCUGCCGUUAGAGGCCUGUGUCAUGAUGCUUCUAGAGACCGGCAUGAAGGAAGAGGGUCUAUUCAGAAUCGCAGCCGGGGCAUCCAAGCUAAAGAAGCUAAAGGCAGCGUUGGACUGUUCCACGUCGCAACUGGAGGAGUUCUACUCCGACCCCCACGCUGUUGCGGGAGCACUGAAGUCGUACCUGAGGGAACUCCCUGAACCUCUAAUGUCUUAUCAGCUUUACGAUGAAUGGAUCCAAGCAUCCAGUGUGUCAGAUCCCGACAAGAGGCUGCAGGCUCUCUGGGUUGUAUGUGAUAAGCUACCAAAGAACAAUAAAACCAACCUGAGGUAUCUGGUGAAGUUUCUAUCCAAACUGGCUCAGGACAGCGAGGUGAACAAAAUGACGCCUAGCAACAUCGCCAUCGUCCUGGGACCCAAUCUGAUGUGGGCCAAGACUGAGGGGAGUCUGGCUGAGAUGGCUGCAGCUACCUCUGUGCACGUGGUGGCCAUCGUGGAGCCCAUCAUCCAGCAUGCUGACUGGUUCUUUCCAGAGGAUGUGGAGUUCAACGUGUCCGGCAUGUUUGCGAUGCCAACGCCUGCAUCCAACCACAACAAUCACCUUGACUACGACUGUGCCACCAUUGAGAGGAAGAGGCCUGUCAGUAUGGUGGGACCAGACAACGACAUGACGCGCAAAGACAACACCCCUAACAAGCACUCGGACCACACCCUCCGUAGAGGCAGUAACACCUUAGGUAGAAAGCAGCACACUUCACCCGCCUUCCAGCCUCCUUUACCCCCUGUGGAGGCUCCAGGGCAGGGGCACGGGGCCGGGCAGGUCCCCCAGCCCUCAGCCGAGCCCCAGCCCCAGCCUCAGCCACAAGCUCCAUCAGGGGGUUCAGGGACUGACACUUCCCAACAUAGUUUGGCGCAGAAUCUGGCUGCUCUCGCUGCAGCUCAGCAGCUUCUAGCCCAGCACACAGAGGAGCUCAGCAACCCAAAGCUACGUGACUCCACACCUGCCCAGACUCCUCUGCUGCAGAGGAACGGCUCUGCUGGAGGAGGCCAGGCUGCAGGCCAGCUGGGCACCGGAACUCCAGGGGCUGGAUCCAUGGGGCCCAGUCCACAUAUGAUGCGUAGAGGUACCAAGAAGCAGGCCCCCGCCCCUCCCAAACCGACAAACCCUCCACCCAGCCAGCCCUGUAAUUCACUGAACCAAACCUCCUCCUCAGGCUCAUCCCAGUCCCUCAGUCCUACCCCCAGACCCCUGUCCAGCCACUCGCCCACCUCGCCCACUUCUCCCACCUCGCAGCCGUGUGCCACGCCCAGACGCCACUCCAGUAACCAGCCCCCCAUCCAGGCGCCCAGCCAUCCACCCCCAGAACCUCCGACGCAGGCCAGCCCUCCACCGCAGCAGGCGUCGCUCGGCCAGUCCGGCGGGGACCAGCGGAGCGCCGACCCCUCACCUCCGGGCACCCCGUCCCCUCCUGACACCCCUCCGCCCUCCAACAACACCCAGGAUGCAGUCGCCCCUCCGUCCCCGUCCCCCUACCAGUCGGGCUCCCUCCCCCGGCCGCGACCCGUCCCCAAACCCCGGAACAGACCGAGCGUCCCGCCACCACCCCAGCCCACCACACCGGCCAGUGACACCAACGGGAUCUGUGCCACUGCUUACAAGAUGAUGGACCCGGCGAUGUCUUUCAAAGGGCUCAGUCGAGCUUUGGUCCCUGAGCUCGCUGUAGACCAGCAGCCAGCGACGGCCUCCUCCUCCUCCUCCUCCUCCUUCCUGCCUCCUCCCAGAGACUGUGACCUGGACACUGAGAGCACUGUCCUAUAAGGAGAAGACAACGACAACAAUGACGCGCUCCGGUCCAGUACCCCCCCGCAUCACGCAUCUCCUCCCAUCAUGCAAAUGCACACACCUCAUUUUAGUCCGCUCGUGUUUCGUCUCCUCAGCCCGUAUCUGCAGCCCUCUUCAGAGAGAAUAAACCUCUGCUGUCACGUUCUCCCAGUCCGGCCUGUAUGAAGGACUUUAAUGUGACAUAAUGCGUCUUCUGGCAGCCAUGAUGGAGGUCCGCAGCUCUUAGUAAACAUUGGCUAUGAUAGUAGAUGUGCUUCUGUGCAGUACACGCUGUAAUGUGUGUUGAUGCUUUGACAGGGAACUGCUUGUUUGAUGAUUUAUAUGUUUAAUUCUCUGCAUUCCAUCAGCUAAAUGCUAUAUACAUCUGACAUUUACACAUCUGGCAUUUGAUGAUAAUUGUAGCAGCUCCUAUAAACAAAUUGACAUAACUCGGUUAAGUUAGUUGAAUUCAAAAGUCAAAAAAAUCAUGUUUAUCUUCUAGUUGGAGCUAAAAGUUCAUUAUUAAUCAUAGCAGGCAACAAUUUAAAAAACUGCUGAGUCAUUUUUGAAGCAAAAACGUCAUUUUUAACAAUUUUCUUGGCACACACAAAAAGAGAUUCAGCUAAUUGUUAAUUUGCCUAGUCAUGAAACAAAUCAUCCCCCUCUCACCCGCUCCACCACAACCAUCUUCACCUCUUCCAGCCGAGCUGUUAUAAGCCACUGUUUGCUCCGAGUCCUCCCGACCUCUGUGAUGCUGUCAGACGUCAGCCUCUACACUGCAACACACACACACAAACACACACACACCACCGCCGCCACCACCUCUGUCUUUAUACUGCACCCCCCCCCUCAAACAGAUCAAGCUCCAGACAAUCAACGACAAACAGCAAAGAACCGCUGAGUCACCCCCUUGUAGCUCCAACCAGACGUCGCGUCGCAGUAUGAAGCCCCCGGGUACUGACUGUACAUGGAAGAUUGGGUCGCGAGGAGA
Molecule: messenger RNA, 4282 nt
Organism: Larimichthys crocea (large yellow croaker)
Lineage: Eukaryota; Metazoa; Chordata; Actinopteri; Sciaenidae
Gene: arhgap17a
Product: Rho GTPase activating protein 17a
Exons: 21
Coding region: 631-3288 (885 amino acids)
Biological process (GO): regulation of Rac protein signal transduction; regulation of actin cytoskeleton organization; positive regulation of GTPase activity
Cellular component (GO): cytosol; cytoplasm; intracellular anatomical structure
Molecular function (GO): protein binding; GTPase activator activity
Source: RefSeq, a predicted model, not a curated record